UUGCUGUUGGCUGCUGAAAUGGUCUCGAAAUUAUUUUUCCUUAUAAUUUUCGUCACUUGUUACAUUUCUGUGAGUCCUGAAUGUGACUCUGAGCAAUGUCAAGUACAAGAAGAUGAAGAAGAAGUUCAAAAUUUGUACAGCAAAGGUGAUAACGUCAUUUUCCAACAAAUAAAUGAAGCCUUUGAAGCUUAUACGCCAUGUCAGAACGGAAAUAACUGUUCUUGCUACUUACCCGUCAUAAAUGCCGACUUAAAACCCUUUUCCAAGGGAAUUCAGAAGGAAAUGUUGAUGGCAAUUCGUGAUCGCGGCACGAAAUAUCAAAUUUUCAAUCACAAAUUGUAUCGCGAGAAGGAUUGUUUGUUCCCUGCGAGAUGUUCCGGAGUGGAAUACUUCAUAAAACCGCUGCUCGAGAAGCUGCCCGACAUGGAUCUCAUCAUAAAUUGCCGGGAUUGGCCUCAAAUCAACAAAAAUUGGGGAAUGCCACUUGCUCCGAUUUUUUCUUUUAGCAAAACUCCCGAUUAUCUCGACAUAAUGUAUCCCGCAUGGUCAUUUUGGGAAGGCGGACCUGCAAUUUCUUUGUAUCCAACGGGACUUGGCAAGUGGGAUGAACAUCGAAAGCGUUUAACAAAAGCUGCAGAUCUCCCAUGGGAUAAAAAACUGAAAAAAGGAUUUUUCCGUGGAUCUCGAACGUCAUCGGAGCGCGACAACCUCAUUUUACUGUCGCGCGACGACAUGAGUCUCGUUGACGCGCAAUACACGAAAAAUCAGGCGUGGAAAAGUAUCGCCGAUACACUCGGACAAGAACCAGCAUCGGAAGUCAGCUUGGAAGAACAUUGCAAAUACAAAUAUUUGUUCAAUUACAGAGGAGUAGCUGCCAGUUUUCGCUUCAAACAUUUAUUUUUAUGCAAAUCUUUGGUAUUUCACGUCGGCGAUGAAUGGAAAGAAUUUUUUUACGACUCGCUGAAGCCUUGGGUGCAUUACGUUCCCGUCAAAUCCGAUGCCAGCAAGCAAGAAAUUCGCGAAUUACUUGAAUUUUUCCAACGAAAUGACGAUUUAGCACAGAAAAUUGCUGAAGCCGGUCAUGAACAGAUCUGGUCCAACUUGAGAAUAAAAGAUGUUAAAUGUUAUUGGAGGAAAUUACUGUUGAAAUACGCAAAAUUACUUAAAUACAAAGUUGAAAAGGACAAAGAUCUCAUUCCAAUUUACUAAAAUAAAUAUUUUUUUUAAGUGCA
This is a messenger RNA of Culicoides brevitarsis, 1232 nucleotides long. Its product is annotated as O-glucosyltransferase rumi homolog. The record is from RefSeq and is a predicted model, not a curated record. Gene Ontology annotation, molecular function: UDP-xylosyltransferase activity; UDP-glucosyltransferase activity. Lineage: Eukaryota; Metazoa; Arthropoda; Insecta; Diptera; Ceratopogonidae. Gene Ontology annotation, cellular component: endomembrane system. Gene Ontology annotation, biological process: positive regulation of Notch signaling pathway; protein O-linked glycosylation.